CUAAUAGGGCGUGUCUUCCGGAAGGGGGCGUGUCUAUCUCGCUGUUCCGCAGAGCUCCAUCACGGUGAACGCAGGAUGGAGCAGAUGUUCGGCCGCUCCAGCGCUCCGCCCGGCCCGGUUCUGCAGGUGUGUUUCCCGAGCGCCCGCGCCUCUGUGCUGGAGAACCUGAACCGGCAGCGGGAGGAGGGCCAGCUGUGCGACCUGUCCAUCCAGGUGCAGGGACAGGUGUUCCGGGCACACCGCUGUGUCCUGGCCGCCUCCUCACCUUACUUCCAUGACCAGGUUCUACUCAAGAACGUCACCACGGUGUCUCUACCCUCCGUCAUGGACCCUCUGGCCUUCGAGAGUGUCUUAAACUCUGCAUACACUGGCCAGCUCAGCAUAGUACGUGAUGACAUCAUCAACUACGUCACCGUGGCCAGCUUCCUGCAGAUGUGGCACAUCGUAGACAAGUGCACGGAUAUCCUCAAGAGGUCGCGACCCCUAGCGCAGGUCAGCCCCGGCGGCGCCACCUCGUCCAGUCACCAGUCUCCCAGUAGCUCAGACUGCUGUUUUGCCGAUCCCGAGGACACAACAACCGAACAACCUCUGGAGAAAAGACCACACAGCGCACUGCCACCGCUGGCCACAUGGAGGCGCCCUCAGCAGAACCGGUGGAGCCGAAGCACCCUGACGUUCCCCCUGCGACCGGAUUCUGAAUGCGGCUCCAAUGCAGCAAGUGUUCACGGGUGCAGCGCUCCACCUCUACCGUCACUCGUCAGCCCGCCAGAGUUAGACUUCGCUGCGAGGCACCGAAUAAGAGUUCGCCUACGCGGAGCGAAAGAAGAGGAGGAGCAGCGGAGGAUGGAGGCGGAUGAAGGAGUGGGAGAACCCUCCCAGGAGGACAGAGUGAGGGUGAAAAAUGAGGAGCACCAGGCCGGAGUCGCCGAGCCGGACGGCAGCCUCAGAGAAAGCGAGAGCAGGGAGUCGCUGCAGGAGACAGACGGACUGUGGCAGAGCGUCACCGAAUGGCCGCUAGAUGACAAAGUGCUGGACGAGGACGACAAAACGGAUCUCUCCUUCGAGACCUAUGAUGAAAUCGAGAAGGCAACGGGGCAGAUUUCCCAGCGCCCCCUGCUGCCGUCUGAGCUUUCCUGGGUCUCGCAGUCGUCCUCGUCCUCCCCGUGCUCUCCUCUCUCUGCGACGCCCAAAGUCCACUUCUGUCACUGCGGCAAAGCGUACACGCUGAAGAGCAUGCGCGACCGCCACGUCAAAAUGCAGCACCUGAACCUGCGACCGUUCAGCUGCCCCGUCUGCUCCAAGAGCUUCAAGAUGAAGCACCACCUGACCAAACACGUCAAGACACACGGAGGCCUGCGGCCGUAUGAGUGCAGCGUCUGCGGAAAGAAGAUCGUCUGGAGGGACAGUUUCCUCAAGCAUCAGGCACGCUGUCAGCGGACACCUGAGACCAGCGCAGAGUCUGGCGGCCAGCAGGAGGAUGCAGACGCAGCCGGACAAGUGAAGGUGGAGCAGGACGACUAUUCGUUACAGGAAGAGGAAAUGCAGUCUUAAAAGUAAAGGUUCUAAGGGGUUGGGGAGAGUGGGGGGAUAUACAGAAGUGACAGAACAGGGGUGUCUGAUCUUGCUUUUAAUGGGGGGCAGUGACUUUUUUAGGCCCUAAAGUCCAGCUCACACUGUGCGCUUUUAAUAAUGCAGAAGGAUCGUAGCAUGUCAGACGGCACAAAGAUGAUCCCGGUGUCACAAUGCAAGAUCUCAGUUUCAUAAUGUCAGACUGAUAAUUAAGAAGAGACAGACAUAGUAGAAAUUUCGUGUAGAGUUUGACAUCAUUCAUAGGCGACACUUUCACUAUCCUGUGUUCUGACAUGGUACUUAACGGUAAACAAACUGUAGCGGUAAUCUGGCUCAAAGCUUGCCUCAAUAAUAAAACCAGAAAAGGCUGUUUUGGCAUUUCCCCUGGGUGGUUUGAAUUUGUCCUGCUGAUUGUGUCAUCAGAUUCAUCAUAACCGAAUCAGGCAAGAGUCUGAAAUCUUCUGAAUCUGCCAGAACUUCAUCAGAGGGAAAAUCUGAUCAUUAUGGCCAUUAAGAGGCUGUAGAUGAACAGGUCGAACCAAUGAUCAAAGAUUUUAGGCUAGGAUUACAGGAAUCUUUCAGGAUUUGCCAAAUUUGUCUCAGACGACCAGAUCAUGGCUCAAAUCGCACAGUGUGAGCAGGGCUUAGGCAAAUCAAGGGGGACCCUUGGUAUAAAUCACCUUCUGGCAGGGAGGUGUCUAACAGGAGUCCCCACACUGACAUGUUUUAUAAGCUGUCAGAGCAGGGGUGCACAAACUCAGUCCUGAAGGGCUGAUGGCCUGCUGAGUUUAGCUUCAACUACCACCAACACGUCUGCCUGGAAGAUUCAAGUAUGGUCUUGUUCAAGGAUGCCCAAACUCAGUGCUGGAGGGCUGCUGUCUUAAAUAGUUUAGCUACAACUUGCCUCAACAAACCUCUCUGGAGGUUGCUAGUGUGCCCAGUAACUGCUUGAUUAGCUGUUUCAGGAGAGUCUAAUUGGGGUUGGUGGUAAACUCUGCAGGACACCGGUCCUCCAGAACUUAAUUUGGUACCACAGCUCUGGAAACACCUCUCUGGUAGAUUCUAGUAUAGUUUAGCUCAAGAGCUUCCAAACUGUCCUGAAGGGCCACUGUCCUGCCACUAGCCAAAACACACCUAUCUGGAAGCUUCAAGUAUGACUAUUAAGACUUUAAUUAGCUGGUUCAAGUGAGUCUAAUUGGGGUUGGAGGUAAACUUUGCAGGACACUGGCCCUUCAGGACAAAGUGUAAUCAACCCAGCAUUAAGGCCAUGGUAUACUUCAAACAAAAAUGAAGAAUGAAUUGAAAUGAAUUAGAGCUAAAUCUGGCCAAAACAAAGUUUGGGGGAGUUCAUUUUGGCUCCUAAAACUGUAGAGCUCCCAUUGUCCUGUGAUGAUUACUCAGUUAUUGGGUGUGAACUCCGCCUUCCUGGCGUGCGAUUAAUUCGUAUAUCAUAUCCACGGAGGUCAAACCGCAGAACAAGCCUGAACACGCUAGUGCAUAGGUCUCAAAGUCAAUUCCUGGAGGGCCGCAGCCUGUCCCAACCUGUUUCUAACACAGCUGAUCCAACUAAUCAAGGUGUUCACGAGUACUCUUGAACACCUUCAUUAGUUGGAUCAGGUGUGUCGAUUAGGGCUGGAGCAAAACUGUGCAGAAAUUGACUUUGAGACCUAUGCACUAGAGGGUGGAGUAGCAGAGCUAGUACAGAUAUCCGCACCUGUGCGAUCACUCGCGGAGAGAUUUAAAGACUCGCAGGGGCUCUCACACACUGGCAUUUUAAAAGAUUUGUCCGAAGUAUACCAGGGCCUUUUAGAGAAUCUGAAGACCUAGUCUUGCUUGAGCUAAUCUCUCCAGGCCACAGUGGUUCUCUAGGAACAAGUUUGAACAACCCUGCCAUAGAAGAACCUUUAUUGGUUGCCCAAACAAUCAAACUGAUAAAAGAGCCAUAUUAAAGGUGUGGUCAGAUUAGUGAAUUCCUGCAUGUAAAACAGGUUCCUUGUCUUUUGUAGUUGUAAUAAGCACUUAUAAACCUGUGUGGCGAUCGUGUUUUACCAGCUGGAACAUGAUGGAAAUCUGUGCAGGGAGUUUUUCACCAUCAAGACUCGUGCACACUGAUGAUUAUCGCAUGUGAUUAUCACCAAAGUUUAGUGGAUCAUGACUAAAUGAAGGGUGCUGAUGUGAGUGUGCACACCGAAGCUCAAAACAACUUAAGCCACAUCUAAUCUAUUAAAUAGGUUUCUGGCUCGUUUUUUUGUUAGUUUGACGCGCUGCAUUAAAGAAAUUGGUCGAUCAAUGAGAUGAGAGCUGCUUUUGUCGUGCAUUGAGCUGUUGAAAUUACAAUGAAAAACACUUGGUGGCGUUUAAGCAAAAACCUCUUUAGCUGAGCAGAUUAAUCAGGAUUUACAUCAUGUAAUUUUCUUUUAUGAUUUAUAACUGUUUGUUUGUAUGCUAUAGUCGAGGAGGAUAAACAGAACAGGAGUAAUGUAUGCGAUAAAUACACAAGGAAAAAUUCUGAGAGUGACGACUUCUGCCCAGCAAGCGAGGGUCUGAACAGUAAAGUUGCGCAGCGCCACCUUGUGUACUGGAGUGUUUCUGUUUUUCAUUAAGCGCCAUCUAGUGUCAGGGAGUGAUUUUGUACGUUAAUUCAGCUCAACAGAGUGGAAACUGAUUUGGCAAAAAAAAAA
Molecule: messenger RNA, 4250 nt
Organism: Danio aesculapii
Lineage: Eukaryota; Metazoa; Chordata; Actinopteri; Cypriniformes; Danionidae
Gene: zbtb22a
Product: zinc finger and BTB domain containing 22a
Exons: 4
Coding region: 76-1551 (491 amino acids)
Biological process (GO): regulation of transcription by RNA polymerase II
Molecular function (GO): RNA polymerase II cis-regulatory region sequence-specific DNA binding; protein binding; DNA-binding transcription factor activity, RNA polymerase II-specific
Source: RefSeq, a predicted model, not a curated record